Pleurotus ostreatus (oyster mushroom) is the source of this 6231-nucleotide messenger RNA. RefSeq lists its product as uncharacterized. The record is from RefSeq and is a predicted model, not a curated record. NCBI's taxonomy places the organism in Eukaryota, Fungi, Basidiomycota, Agaricomycetes, Agaricales, Pleurotaceae. The transcript has 16 exons. Gene Ontology annotation, molecular function: ATP binding; ATP-dependent chromatin remodeler activity. The coding region runs from base 1 to 6231 and encodes 2076 amino acids.
AUGACAGUCUCAUACUCAGCCUUAUUCCUAGCGCUCUUAACUAUCACUCGAGAUCACGAACCGGAUGAGGACCACCCGGCGCAGCUCAUCGAGGAGAAGGCCGUCAUGCGCGAUAUCGGCAUCCCCAGAAUCCUCGACCCGUCCUGGGUCCCCGGAAAUCUCACCCCUUCUCAGGCCGGUCGACUACACCAUUUCAUUGCAAAGGUUCGUCUCAAGCCCAACACAGAGAAAGCCGAGUUUGUUCACAGCGGCAUCGAUUCCGUGGGUGAGCGCAAGAUCUACAAGGCCUUCUUCCCGAAGAUUUCCCGCAAGAUAAACUCACUAGUCGAGCUGGCCAUGACUGAGCAUGGCGCCCACCCUCAAGAGAUUCUGAAGACGUCCAGGACCGACGAUUUCCCGAUGCCUGAUCAACUGUCGAACCUCGCACUCGUCCCGAUCAUGAUAUCGGUGUUUGGAGACAGCGUCCACAACGGUUCGGGGGUUAUCCUGGAUCGACACCUCCACGGGGUUGCGAAAUCGUUCCUGAACGCUGGAUAUGUUCGCCUUCGCAAGCAGUGGGCACGCGCUCGCUCCCAGAUCGACGAAAAGAUAGAGUACAUGGAGAAGCUCAUGAAGCCGCUGAGAGUGGCCAUUGAGGAGGAGGAUGACGUGCGACUCAAGGAUAUACGGAUGGCCAUCAGCGCAUGUCGGACCGUUCACAAUAUGGCCUGCUGGCUUCCGAGUUACCAGCUAGACGCCGAAGCCAACAUUAACCUCUUGCAGUCGGCGGUCGAUAACGCGCUGAAGAUGCCGGAUGACGCCAAAACCGACGCCGUCCACUCGAUAAAGCCGAACGCGGAGGAGAUGGUAAAAAAGGCGCGCGCGGCGGGACGACAACUGCGAAUUGCUAAAGUGGACUUGGCGAACAAGGAAGAGGUCUCCCGAACACUGCAAGAGAUCGUUACGCACCUGGAAACGUGUUUCGGCGAAGACGACGCAGCCCCCUACGCAUUGCGAAACAUCGACGAUGAAUUCGGCUUAGACGGGGACCUAGGCGUCGAAUUUGCCGCGAAACUGUCGUACGAAGACCUACAAGGCCUGCUGGGUUUCAUCGAUGGACGUCCAGCGAGUUGGAACCCAUAUGUACGCAUUGACGGACGUACAGAGUGGCAGAUUAUCGACGCCGAAGAAGAAAUCGAGGAUCUCAAUAACGCUAAUGGUGCACGGGCUGCCAGGCAGCCCACGACGGCGGCGUCUGCAUCGUCUCCCUCUCCCAUGUCGCAGGCCACUGGACAGCCCGAUUCGCCGGCUGGAGUCGAUACCACGACGGCAUCAUCUCCCUCUCCCAUGUCGCGGGCCACUGGGCAGCCCACGACGGCGGCGUCUGCAUCGUCUCCCUCUCCCAUGUCGCGGGCCACUGGGCAGCCCACGACGGCGGCGUCUGCAUCGUCUCCCUCUCCCAUGUCGCGGGCCACUGGGCAGCCCACGACGGCGGCGUCUGCAUCGUCUCCCUCUCCCAUGUCGCGGGCCACUGGGCAGCCCGAUUCGCCGGCUGGAGUCGAUACCACGACUUCAUCGUCUGCGUUGCGAGCAGGCUUUCAGAACGGUGGGCCAGGAUUCCUGGAGCAACGACUGCUCUGGCAUCAACUGGCUGGCACCUGCGGCAUCGUACGUGGGAUGUGGACGUCCGAAAGGGGUGAUAGGCCGCCUGGGACGUUGCUCGCUGACGGUGUGGGUGUCGGCAAAACGGCGCAGGUUAUGGCUUCCAUUGCGUUCAUACAGCAAGUUUACUUAAUCGAAACGACCAUCGAGGAGGGGAACACCGUCCUCAAGCGUCCUCCAAUUAUCAGCCAGUCAAAGUGGUUCAUGGGCGGGGACUCCGAUGAAGAGAUCGGAACCGUUCCCAAUUUAGCCCACCUGAUCGUCGUCCCGCUUUCCCUCAUCAGCCAAUGGCUGUCGGAGCUCCAUCGGUUUUUUCGCAAGGGAGCGGUCGAUAUCUUUGUUCUUCCAAACACUGCUGACGCAGUGCAACUCUUCUUUUUCGGCAAGAACACCGCGUGGAAACUGUCUCAGCACAAGGAAAUCAAUCACAUCGUUCUCUGUGCGCACUCCACUUUCACCUCUUUGACGGCGAGGACCUUUCGCUGCGGAAAAGACUCUGGCCUCAGAUACGUAGACCAAAAGCGCGACAAGAUAACUUCACCUCCCCCCCCGCGCACCAUUUUCGACAUUAAUUGGUGUAGCGUAUGGAUCGACGAGGCGCACUUGUUCCGAGGCCUCUCUCGCGGCUUUACCGGGGCGAUUGCCAUUGAAGAUAACGCCUACGUCGUCAAUUGCAUCACGGCGACUCCGCUGUAUACCCAAAUACGCGAUAUAUUCAACAUGGCCCGGAUGAUCGCUAUCUCGCGUUUCAGCGGUCCCGCAGGCGCGGAGUGGGAGCGAGAACUGAACAGUAGAAUCGCGAAGGAGAAACGCGCGAAUUCAAAGGCAGACAAGGACGCCGCAAGCAAACGAACCUUGGCAGUGAUGGCAGGGCAGCACGUCGACGACCACACUCCUGGCGUAGCCGUUCGUGCCACGCAGUACUCCGUUAUCCGAGAAAUCCAGUUCAACUUCCAUCCGCAUCUGAUCAGGCGAACGAUGGCUUCGAAGCAGCCUGAUGGCCGCCCCAUCAACGACAAAAUGCCCUCGAUUACUAGCCAUGUCAUAUCAAUAACGCUCACCGAGCGUGAACUCAAGAACCUCAACAUCUUGACUGAGAAACUCGGGCAGGGUGGGCGUACCGUUCCGACGGAUCUCAAUUUGAAGAACUUCUGGCUCGUAUACCGCACUGGCGUCGUAUUCUACAAGGAUCCCGGGCAAAAAAACUGGCCAAUAUUCGACGAACGUGGCAGGUCGGCUGAUGGUGGAUCCUAUAGGAAGUUCCCCAGCUCCAAGCUCGACACCUUGGGACUCCUCCUCAAACACCUCCUGAAACAUGACGACAUUGGGCAUCCCACCCAAGACGAAGACGGCCAUUUCAUCUGGCCUGACGUACCGUUCGUUCCCGAAGGCCAAGUCGCCCCCCGUCGUCGCCGGAUACUCGUGUAUCACGAGUUUACUAUGAUGGUCUCGACCAUCAGCUCUAUCCUCGCAUACAAAGGCAUCAAGACACUGAUUAUGAACGGGACGCUCAAGCGCGAAGAACGUGACCAAGUCAUCGACGAGUUCGUCCACGGCGAUGACCCAGAGAAACGAGUGUUGCUGUUCUCAUCCGUGGGGGCAGUAGGAUUGAAUUUGACAUGCGCAGACGUCGUAAUCAUGUUGGACACCAUAUGGUCCCAGGUCGGCGUCGAGCAAAUUAUCGGCCGGAGCGCCCGGCUGACGCAAGAUAAACCGGUCCACGUCUACUACCUCAUCGCCUUACAAACGACGGACGUCCUUAUGUCGACCUUAGCGCGAGAAAAGGGCGAAAUGUUGGAAACGUUACUCACGAAGGGUACAAACCCGGCCCUACAGAAGAUCCUCGACGGUGACGACGACGACGACGACGAGGAUAUUGAAAUCGAUAUGGAGAAGGAUGAGCCACAGUCUCGCUCAGCCAGAGCGUCGGGUAGCGGGAAAUCGAAGAGGCAGCCCCCGAAGGCAGCUGCGAAGGGGAAGGGGAAGAAGGCGCAGGCGAAACGGGCCACUCAGUUGCCCGCGGCAGACGAAGGGUCCUCAGAGGAGGAGCCAGCGGAGGAGCCAGCGAAGGGGAAGGGGAAGAAGGCGCAGGCGAAACGGGCCACUCAGUUGCCCGCGGCAGACGAAGGGUCCUCAGAGGAGGAGCCAGCGGAGGAGCCAGCGAAGGGGAAGGGGAAGAAGGCGCAGGCGAAACGGGCCACUCAGUUGCCCGCGGCAGACGAAGGGUCCUCAGAGGAGGAGCCAGCGAAGGGGAAGGGGAAGGCGCAGGCGAAGGGGAAGGGGAAGGGGACGGCGAAGCAGCCAGCGAAGGGAAAGGGGAAGUCGAGGGUGAAGUCGAAAGAUUUCAUCGAGUCUUCGGAGGGGGGACCAGCGGAGCCAGCGAAGGAGAAGACGAAGACGAAGAUGACGGCUAAACGGGCUUCCAAGGAGCCCGAGACCAACGCGAAGAAGAGGACGAAGAAUCGUACUGCUGCGCGGGAUUCCAAGAAGGACAUCAGCGAUAUGGACGAGGAAGGCGAUGAGGAGUUGGGCAAGAUGGCAAAGAAACAACGAACCGUUGUUCACCCGAGCGGCGAGGAAAGCGAGAGCGACGAGAAGGCGGCUGCGGCUGUACGGGCUUCCCAGUUGCCCGCAGACAGCUCGAACGAUGCACGCGAGGCGAUGGAUGUCGACGAACAGUCUGAACAAUGUGAACCACCUCAAGCACGCGUCUCUGUCACUCCGCCACCUUGUGGUCAACCCCCAAGAGCCACCCAAGCUCCUCCCUCAAGCAUGCAAACGACGGGCGCCACUCAAGGAUCGACCGGCACUGAUCCUAUGUCGCAGUGGGAUCACACGCAGGACAUGAACACUCGUACUCCGCGCUUCGUCGAUAUACGCGACGGGUCAGUUUACCCCCCCGUCGUCCACCCGCCUUCCGACGCCUUGGCGGAAUGGCGCGAAACCCUGAGGGAGUUCAUUCGAGAAAGCCAGUUCGAGGUCGACGAGAACGUCCUUGUGGGCACUCCGCCGCUAUCCAACAGCGGAUUGGAUGCCAAUAUGUUGGCCGCAUCUAUCAAUGAUAUCUCGAUGUAUGAGGAAUCCCCUCCGCCGCCCUCUGGAGGUACGCCACCCCGCAGUCACAAGCACAGUCGUCCCCCAGAGGAAGUCAGUCCCAAAGCAGACCGUCGCGCGCACAAACGCACGGCGCCAUCGUCUGAAGGUGAAGAUUUCACCACAGAGAUGGCAGGCGUCAGGGAUAGCUCCCCCACGAAUAAUAAUCCCUACAACUUAGCGAUUGGGGCGACUUCGCAGGUCGACGAACCAGUCCCCCCGCUCGCCUUCAAGCCUAUCAAAUCGAAGAAAGACGAUGCGACGGCGCGGUGUCUCUGGACGCGUGUGCUGUGCGGGCUGCCUAGUGGCCCGCGGCAGACGUCGAGACGGGCUGUCGAGAUGCCCGUGUGGUCGAGUGAACCUCUUCCAGUCGCCUUCGAAGCCACGGGCACCCAAGUAGCCCGUGGCGAGUCCUGCGUCUACCUCCCCGUCUCUUUGCCUCUACGCACCCUCUUCGCCGCUAUCGUCGGAUUCGGACCGUCUGAAAGUUGGACGGAGCGCGAAUGGGAGCAGUCGGGGUGCUGGACGUGUCGCGGGCCGUCUAGUCGCCCGGGGCUGCGAAGGGGACAAGUAGGUGGAUUCGGGCGUCGUUGCGGGCUGUCUGGUCGCCCGUGGUUGCGAGGGGUACGGCGCUUGUGCAAUUCGCACACCUUGCGUUUCGACAUGUCGUGGGCCCAACCAGAGCAAAUCGAGUUCCUCAACUCUCGCGUGCAGGAGUUCCAAGACUCAAUGGACUCCAAAUCGGAUCAAACCAAGUUCUGGGAGAGGCUGCGUACGGAUUGGAAGGCGAAGUGGGACUUGUCCGCGAAGCAGAGCAAGAGAUUCUCAACACAUUUCCGCCAGGAGAUGCGAAACCGGGGGGCCGACAGAAAGGCCGUCAACAAGGCCACGAAACCUGCUGAGAAGGCGGCUCCUAAGCGGACUCCAAGGAUCACUCCUUCUGGCAAGCCGACUCCAAGGAUCAUUCCUGGCGAUCUCAUCGAGGUUCAUCGCCAGCGAUCCCGCAGCCCAUCGUCUUCUGAUUACUCGCCAACCGCUGCCCAAUCCCCCCUCCGUGUUCAAUCGCCGACCCCGGCAAAAGACUCGCCAACGGCAGUCUCAUCCGACCUUUUCGGCGACUCGCCCGCACCUACUCCCCAUACGCACGUCUCGACAGAGUUGGUCCCGUCGUCACAAUCCCCGGGAGUUCCUGUUUUGCCCCCCGCGAGAGUCUGGUCAAGGGAGCUCACCAAGUCCCUCGCGUUCCACCUGGAGUUGCCGGGGAUCGCGCGCGACGACGUCGACCUGAUUGUUCAAGGCCAGAUGCUCUCGGUAUCCGCGCAAACUAACAAUGUUGCAUACCAGUGGUCGAAAGACGUAGGGGGCCAAGUAGUCCCUGAAAGUGUCCGCGCUGGGCUCGCCGAUGGCGAGUUACGCAUAAUCGUGAACGUUGACUGCACUGUAGAAGUCAACAAAAAUUGGACGAACUUCCACGUCUCCGACACAUGUCCGUGGUAG